This is a messenger RNA of Paramacrobiotus metropolitanus, 1906 nucleotides long. Its product is annotated as proton-coupled folate transporter-like. The record is from RefSeq and is a predicted model, not a curated record. Gene Ontology annotation, molecular function: transmembrane transporter activity. The coding region runs from base 128 to 1693 and encodes 521 amino acids. NCBI's taxonomy places the organism in Eukaryota, Metazoa, Tardigrada, Eutardigrada, Parachela, Macrobiotidae. Gene Ontology annotation, biological process: transmembrane transport. Gene Ontology annotation, cellular component: membrane. The transcript is spliced from 3 exons.
UUUAAUUACCCGAAUUGUUGUGUAACUGCACGCGCGUGUGCAGCUGAUUGUCCCAGAAUCUUCAAUUCAACUAAAUCAAAAAGUUUCGACAUAUCUUUUUAAUUAAGCGUUCCCCAAACAUUCAAAAAUGGAUGCACUUCUGAACGAUAAAAAUGCCACCGUAGCUGUGGGGAGCACAUCCAAUGAACAACUCAUCCCGGAUAUUCUUGGAGACGCUUUAGUCGCGGCGGUCACCAGCAAGGAGCCGUUACCCGCCGACCCCUUUAGCGCUUUUGAGCCAAAGUCCAAAUUUCGCAGAAUUAUCAGCAACCGUGGGGUUCAGAUAUGUCCCCUAGCAGUGUUCUUUGGAUUUGCAGCCGGAAUAUUUAUCCCUGUUUUCACAGAGCUGAUGAGAGACAGGGUCUGCGAGAACGAAUUACAUUACAAUCGGGACCUGUGCAAAAAUCUUACUGUGGAUGCGACUGCGAGUAAUCGCGUACGGAGUGUAACCGCCAACUUCAUGUUGUAUAACAGUUUGCUAUCCAGCAUUCCCAGUAUCGUCUUUUCGUUGUUUGUUGGUUCAUGGUCGGAUCGUUUUGGCCGCAAAAUGCCCAUGAUGAGUUCCUUUUUCGGCUGCGUAAUAUCAUCCGGCUUUCUGUUGGCCUACGCGUACCUUGAACAUCUACGGGCGGGAUAUCUGCUCGUUGCAUCCGUAGUGUCUUCAUUAUUUGGUGGAUGGACGAUUUUCUUGAUGUCCACGCUCAGCUACAUCGGCGAUUACACAACCGAACGCACGCGUGCCAUGAUUAUUUCGCUUUUUUCUGGAUUUCUGGGUAUUGGUCUGAGUAUGGGACAAUUGGUCGGGACCGAUCUACUGCAGGCGUACGGAUACGCGGCACCAUUUUACGCCUAUCUGGCGUGUCAUGCGGCCGGACUGCUGUAUACGAUAGUCGUUGUACGGGAUCAUACAAACUUUACUACCAAAGAAGAAGAAGCGACAAGGAAAUCAAAGUUUUUGCAAAUCUUUGAAGUGCAAAGCCUGAAAGAUAACUGGGCUAUGUUGCGCCAGAGAAGAGCGAAUAGUGGGCGGCUGCUGAUUAUUGUCAGCUUGAUUGGAUAUACCGCCUCAAUGAUGUGCAUAGAAACGGAAGGAACUGUUCUGCAGCUAUUUCUACGUUUCCCACCACUGAGUUGGAGCAUUACACAGUACGGUCGCUUUGCCAUGGCGCAAGGCAUCAUCAACUGCAUUUUUCUGAGCAUAGCGAUUCCGGUGUUCAAAAAGGUUUUCCAUCUCAGCGAUAGUACCGUGGGAAUCAUCGCGGCUAUGUCGGGAAUCGCAUGUGUUUUUACUUACGCCCUGUCAACGAAAGCAUGGAUGGUGUAUGUUGGCCUUGUGUUAGGCGUUUUACGGCCGUUGCUCUAUAUCUGUCUACAAUCAACACUAAUUGGUCUAGUAGCGAAGGACGAGGUCGGCAAGAUCAGUUCGGUCGUCAGCAUUAUUCAGUCGGUUAGUAUGAUCUUCAGUGCCAUGGCCUUCGUCGAAGUUUUUAGUACAACAGCAGCAUGGUGGCCCGGCUUUGUUUUCGCUGUAGAAGCGUUCGUCAUGGUCAUUCCGUUGGCCAGCUUCUGUUUUGUUGACAUUGGGUUGCGAAAUAUUGUUCCUGAAGCAGAAGCUGUAUCGGUGUACCAAAGCCAGAGAACUUAUACAAUGUGAUUAACUGCUAUAAUUUUCAGAACUGAUUUUGUUCGAAUUAUGAUUUUUCUGUGAUAUUACUUUAAAGUUAUAAUCUGUUUUUGUGUUCUGUUAAAUUUUCCAUCGGGGUAUGUUCGUCCUGAAAGCAUGCUGAUUUGAAUGCAAGUAUGUAUGUUAUGUUGGCAUAUAAAAAUUUUAUGCCAACAUAGCUUGCGAUAAAUAUCGCCAAGAUUG